AUGAAUCAUAAUGAUUUGCAUACCAAUCAGCUUUAAAGAGUUUUAACAAUAUUAGAGAAGAAACAUGAUAGAAGUGCUUCCACUAAUACAAAUCCUAAAAAAAAUGCUGAGGGACCUUUAGGUUAGGAUAAAUGUAGAUUAAAGUUAAUAAUUAAGGAUUGCAUAGAUUUUAUAAGCACAGAAUAAUAAUGUAUCAGAUUCCAUUAAAUUCUAAUGUCUUACAGAUAUUCAAUAGACCUACCAGAUUUAGAUAACAUUUUGGAAUGA
This is a messenger RNA of Paramecium octaurelia, 267 nucleotides long. The record is from the annotation of a GenBank genome assembly. Lineage: Eukaryota; Ciliophora; Oligohymenophorea; Peniculida; Parameciidae.